AUGCCUUAUUAUCUACAGGCAUUCUGUCGGGGGCUCCGAUUGGUUGUAUUCUCAAACGUACAAUCCAAUCAAAUCACUGUAUUUACAAACUUCCGUGUUACAAAAAGUGUCUAUUGUAGUCAAGCCUCCUGGAACCAGCAACCUGUUGAUACACCAGCUUAUGUCCCUUAUGAAUACGCCCAGCCUCAGCCUCAACAAAACCCAGCCCCUGCUUACCCAGCUCAACCAAGCGCAGGAUCCCCUGCGUACCCUGCGCAACAAGGAGCAGCCCCAUAUGAUUAUUCAAGCCAAACAGUAGUCCAACAACAACAAAACUACCAGCAACCAAAUGCCUACCCACCUCAAAAUGCUGCUCCAGUUGUGUACGACCCUCAGCCAGCUGGGAGGGGGGCUCCAGUCCAGACAGUGUAUGUCCAGCAGCCGGCAGUAUACCCAACGAAUCCUAAGGCACCAGCUCAAUAUCAGUACCCACAGCACGCUCCAGCACCAGCAGGUCCCAUUUACUCUACAUACAAGCAAGCAGGCGCCCCUUACCACCAACAUACACAAGGUGCUCACGUUCAUUCACAUUAUCCGGGUCAAUACCAUGCUCACCCUGCACCUACUGUCCCAGCAAUAACCACUACCACCCCUGCUCCGACUACUACGACUGCGGCUGCUCCUGCCGGAGAAGUUGAGGUAGAGGGACCUGUGACUACACCAGCGCCCAUUACGACUACAACUGCUGCAGCUCCAAAUCUUACGGCCCCUUUCGUUCCUUAUGAUUUAAUAAACGGUAUACCAGCACCAUUGUACGAGGCAGCGUUUGAUCCAGCUGGGAGUGCGAUAUACUACGACUAUCCUCCACCUCCGGUAGAUUACCUACCACCAGGAGCACCACCGUCCGGUUUCCCUCCGGGAGGAGGACCACCUAUGGAUUACCCACCGGGAGGAGGACCACCUUUGAAUUUUCCGCCACCAGGAGCACCACCAAUGGAUUUUCCGCCGCCAGGAUCACCACCGAUGAAUUUCCCACCGGGAGGAGGACCACCAGUGGAUUUCCCCCCACAAGGAGGUGCACCUUUGAAUUUCCCGCCAGAUUUGCAACCACCUCCUCCGCAACCACCUGCGGCUCUACCACCGGGAUCUCUUCCCCCAGGUGAUUUCCCAGCUCUUACCGGUGCUCCAGCAGACCUCGGAGGAAUUGGUCCACCGCCACCAAUGGACUUCCUGCCACCACCACCUCCGCCAUUUGACUUGGGUGGCCCUGGAGGAGCCUACGAUUUCUUACCACCGCCUCCGCCUCCGUUGAUGGGACAACAUGGAAUGGGCUUUCCCCCUGACCCCGCUAUGAUGAUGACUAAUCCUGUCCCAGGUCAAUUCCCGGCACCACCCCCACCAACUGCAAAUAUGGCUCCUACUUCAAACGUGGCCCCGCCGUCACCAACUGGUUACCCUCCUGGACCACCACCAUCAAAUCCUGGACCACCGCCACCAAAUCCUGGACCACCACCACAACAUCCAGGACCCUCACCACACAAUCCCAGUCUCCCCUCAAUCUUCCAAGGACCAUCUCCGUAUCCAUAUGCACCUCCACCAAAUGAACCCCCUCCGAUGCCAGGAUCGUUCGCCUUCCAACCAUAUCCGGGUCCGGCAAUGAUGAUGCCCGUCGCUGCUCCGGUAACUACUACCGUUUCACCAACUACAACCAUGGCUGGAGAAAUAGAAAUUGAGGGACCGAUUACCACGCCAGGGACUACAACUCCGGCCCCGACCACUGUUAGUCCGUGGAGAUCGCAAGGGGGAAACCCUUACGUUCCUUUCCUCGGGAACAGACAGCAGCAGUUCUAUAAGCCACCAAAACAAGUACAACUACAGAAUACCCAAUCAGCGACCAUCAAUAACAUGGGUCCACCACCAGGUCAGGCAAUUACUACUACAGCUGCUACAACGACGGUGGCUGCGGCAGGUGAAUUCGAGGCGCCGGAAAUGGAAGGUGGGGCGCCGGCAUCACAAACGACCACUCUAGCACCAAUCACAUUGCAAGAAUUGAGGCAAGCUUUUGCUCAUAAAGCCGUGAAAAAGUCAAAGACUGUGUCUACGAAUUCGAACAAAAAAACAAAUAACCACAUAAAUUAUUCUAUCGAAUCGCAUGUGCCAGCACCCCCGCAAAGACUGUACCUUACCCAAGUGAACUAUCAGAGAUAUUUACAACAGCGGGCUUUGAAAAUGCAAGCAGAAGCCCAGGAGAGAAAAGCUAAGGCUCUUGCGCUUCAGCGUCAACGGAAGCUUCAGAGACAACGAUAUCGGGAACUGGAGCGUCAACGACUGCAUUAUUAUAGACGUCAGCCGCCAGCGCCGGCGCAGUAUCCUGGAUACCCACCGCAAACUCCUCAAGGAUACCCACCGCAAACCCAAUAUUAUGAUCCUGCACAACAACAACAACAACAACCACAACCACAACCACAACAACAGCAGCCUUAUUAUGGAGCUCCAGGUCAACCGCAGCCGCAGUACGUUCCCCAACAAGGUGCUUACCCACCUCAACAAGGCACUGGUUACCCAGGACAGCCGCAAGCAGCUGCUAUGUACCCACAACAGCAACAGCAGCCCGGGUACCCACAACAGCAAUAUCAAGCUCAGCCACCAGCACAACCUGGGUAUCCCCCACAGCAACCUCAGCAGCAAUCCUACCAACAACCGGGAUACCCACCUCAGACCGGGUACCCACAGCAGCCACAGCAAGCAAAUGGAUACCCACCUCAACAACAAGCCUACCCACAACAACCACCGCAGCAGCAAGGGUACCCAUUCUCAAGCCCGGCUGCUAAAUUCCCAUCCAAUAACCCCUACCCUCAACAAGCUGUCCAAUACCCACCACCAGGACAAAGCUACGCCCCACCCAGAUCGCAACAACCCCAAAACCAGGCGCCCAUGUCUGGAAAAAUUCAAGAAUUGUUAACCAAAAUAAGACAAGCUCAGACCCACUCCACCUCACCUACUAAAACAGUCGAAGAGAAGAAUAAAUGGAAUGCUAUCUUCCGUAAACUAUGGGAUAUCUACUUAUUUUGGUCAAAUCUAAAACAAUCCAAUAAACAAACGAAUUCAAGGGGUAUGGUAACGGCGUAAGAUAACCUUGACCGAGGACAGGCAGUAUUUGAAUCCAGUAAUGUGUCAGUCGAAGAAUGACAUUAAUCAUCUAGGAUGUGUCGUGAGACAGGCUGUCCGCUUGAAGAGUCGUUUUUAAACGUAAUAUGUCACACACGUCAGACUGAAGUCGCUGUGUUUUCAGACAUGUUUAUAGCUGACAUUAUGUUUAUUUAUAGAUGGAUUUAUAUAUUUACAUGGGUGAUAUGACAUUUUUACUCAGAAAUAAUAGAUGUAAUAAGUUAAUAAAGGAAAUGGGGAUGACAUGGUCGCCAUUUUGACCAUGGUUUUCUGUUCUGAAACUAGUUCAAAAAAGUUCAAAAAGUCAACUGAAAUAUCGUCACAAAAUAACCCCCACAUACAUCAUGAUACAGUUUUUGAAAAAAAGGUACAAUUCGGAAGUCAUGUGUUAUAAUACUCUAAAAAAUGGGAUUUAAAAAAGGACAUUCAUCAAAAAUAACGAUGUCGGUAUAUUAAAUUAUGUACAUAAGAAACUUUGGAAAUUAUAUUUUUCUACCAAUUAACCUUUGACCCUUAUGAAUAUUUAUGAGAUCAAUUUUUGUAUUCCGAUUAAGAAAAGAAAGCAGAAAUAAUUCGGUAUGUUGACCUUUGACCAAACCCUUAAAACAAU
Messenger RNA from Lottia gigantea (owl limpet), 3757 nucleotides. RefSeq lists its product as hypothetical. Lineage: Eukaryota; Metazoa; Mollusca; Gastropoda; Lottiidae. The transcript has 6 exons. The record is from RefSeq and is a predicted model, not a curated record. Bases 1 to 3108 code for a protein of 1035 amino acids.